CUCCUUAUUCCCAGCUAUUAUAGAAUGGCAUUAUCUAAUAGUCCUUCAGGAUUGAAUUCGCUGUACUCGACGACAAUGACCAAAUCAGCCCCAAGUAAAGGAAUUCAAAUUGCCAUCGAUAGAGGUGGAACUUUUUGUGAUGUUAUCGCCAAAAUACCGGGUCAGUCCGAUUAUGUUUUUAAAUUACUAUCUGUGGAUCCUAACAACUAUAAAGAUGCCCCAACUGAAGGUAUACGUCGUGUUUUAGAAAGGGCACACGGUAUAAAAAUCCCUAAAGAUGAAAAAUUAAAGUUAGAUUCCAUAUCCAGUAUUCGUAUGGGUACAACUGUGGCUACUAAUGCUUUAUUGGAAAGAAAGGGAGCAAAAGUGGCCUUAAUAACAACUAAAGGUUUCAAAGAUGUGUUGGCUAUUGGGAAUCAAACAAGGCCUAACAUUUUUGAUUUGACUGCUAAAAAACUAGGUCACUUAUAUGAAGAUGUUAUAGAAAUUGAUGAGAGAGUCACUGUUGAAAGUUUUUCCGAAGGUGGUGGUGACAAAUUAAAAAUUGAUAUAAAUGCUGAUCCUGAAUUAGUUGAAGGUGUUACCGGUGAUGCUAUCAGAGUAUUAAAGAAACCUAAUUACGAUCUUGUUGCUGAGCAAUUAAGUCAAUUGUACAAUAACUCCGAUAUCAAAACUCUCGCCUUAUGUUUAUUACACUCUUAUGCUUACCCUGAACAUGAAGCAAAGAUUGCAGAAAUUGCUAAGAAAAUCGGCUUCCUUGUUUCAGUCUCUCAUGAAUUACAGCCAAUGAUUGGAAUGGUGAAUAGAACUUCUUCAGUAGUUGCUGAUGCUUAUUUAUCUCCAGUCAUUACUGACUAUAUUCAAAAUUUUGGUUCAGGAUUUGAAGGUGGCUUAAACUCUUUUGGCAAUAAACUUUUAUUUAUGCAGAGUAAUGGUGGGUUAUGUCCAUGGUAUAAAUUCACUGGUUUGAAAGCUAUCUUAUCCGGUCCUGCUGGUGGUAUGGUGGGAUAUGGUGAAACUUGUUACAAUGGAAUCUCUAAAAAGGCUACAAUAGGUUUCGAUGCUGGUGGUACUUCAACUGAUGUUUCAAGAUACUCAGGUAACUUGGAACAUAUUUACGAAACCGUUGUAAGUCAAGUAAGUUUGCAGACCCCUCAGUUGGAUAUUUCUACAGUUGCAGCCGGAGGUGGCUCAAUGUUAUUCUGGAAAAAUGGUAUGUUUGUUGUUGGUCCAGAAUCAGCAGGAUCUGACCCUGGUCCAGCAUGUUACAGAAAAGGUGGUCCUUUAACUGUCACAGAUGCUAAUUUAUUUUUAGGUAGAUUAUUACCUGAAUACUUUCCUAAAAUAUUUGGUCCGAAUCAGGAUCAAUCAUUAGACUUUGAGUUAACAGCAAAGAAAUUUAAAGAGUUAAGUGAUCAAAUCAAUAAAGAUAAAGAAGACGGAAUUAAACUUACUCCUGAAGAGGUCGCAAGUGGGUUCUUAAAAGUUGCUGUUGAAUCUAUGGCAAGACCGAUUAGAAAUUUAACUGAAGCAAAAGGUUUCAAUGUCUCUGAUCACAAUUUAGCCUGCUUUGGUGGAUCAGGUGGUCAAUUCUCUGUUUCAUUAUCAAAAAAUUUGGGUAUCUCAGAUGUUGCAAUUCAUAAGUAUUCCUCAUUAUUAUCCGCUUAUGGUAUAUAUUUGGCCGAUAUUGUUAUUGAAAAACAAUCGCCAGCCUCUUUUGUUUAUGAAGACUUUAACUAUGCAAAUAUUGACUCAAAAGUAAAACAAUUAGUUGAAGCUGCUUACUUUGAUUAUGAAGAGCAAGGAUUGAAUGAACUUUCUACCAGGGUAGAAGUUCUUUUGAAUAUGAGAUAUGUGGGUUCUGAUACUCAUUUGUUGAUUCCAAAGGUUGAUAAUAUUGAAGACUGUGACAAAAAGUUCGUCGAAAGACAUAGAAACGAAUUCGGUUUUACAUUGGACAGAAAGGUUUUGGUUGAUGAUGUUCAAGUAUUGCUAAUUGUCGAAAGUACUGAUAGACAAACUCAUAAUCCAUACGAAGAAUUCAAUCAAUUAAAGACCAAAACUUUGAUCGAAAAGUCUAAAGUGAAUACGGAUAUUUACUUUGAAGGUUUCGGCUGGUUAAAGUCUACUGUUUUUCAAUUGCCAGAAUUAAGACUUGGUGAUAUCAUUGAAGGUCCUGCUAUUAUAAUUGAUGAUACCCAAACCAUUUUGGUUGAGCCAAAAUCUAAAGCUGCUAUUUUAUCCAGUCACAUUUUAAUUUUAGUUGAACAAGAAGAAAAACCCCAGUUGUCUACUUCUGUGGUUGACCCAAUUCAAUUAUCUGUUUUUGGUCAUAGAUUUAUGUCAAUAGCUGAACAAAUGGGAAGGACUUUACAACAAACUGCAAUUUCUACAAAUAUAAAGGAAAGAUUGGAUUUUUCCUGUGCUUUAUUUGACAGAAAUGGAGAUUUGGUUGCAAAUGCUCCACAUGUUCCGAUCCAUUUGGGUGCAAUGUCCUUCGCUGUUCAAGCUCAAAGAAAGCUUUGGGAUGGUAACUUACAAAAAGGCGAUGUUUUGGUAUCGAAUCAUCCUUCCGCUGGUGGUUCACAUUUGCCUGAUAUAACUGUUAUAACACCUGUUUUGGAUGACAAUAAUGAACCAAUAUUUUGGACUGCAUCCCGUGGACAUCAUGCAGAUAUUGGUUCCAUUUCUGCUGGGUCUAUGCCUCCAAAUUCUAAAACAAUUUACGAUGAAGGUGCAUCUAUUGUCACUCAUAAAUUAUGUUCCAACGGGAAGUUUGAUGAGGUUGGAAUCACUAGGUUGUUGCUUGAAGAACCGGCUAAGCAUCCAGGUGGAUCUGGUACUAGAGCGUUGAACGAUAACAUUUCUGAUUUAAAGGCUCAAGUAUCUGCAAAUUACAAAGGGAUUACUUUAUUGCAAAGAUUAGUUAAUGAGUUUUCAUACCCAGUUAUUGACUUAUACAUGAAAGCUAUUCAGUCAACUGCAGAACUCGCAGUAAGGAACUUAUUAAAGUUGGCUUACAAAAAAUUCGAAGGUAACGAUAUUCAAGCUGUUGAUUACUUGGAUGACGGUACUCCUAUUGCUGUGAAAAUUAAUAUUGAUGUUGAAACAGGAGAAGCAGUUUUUGAUUUUACAGAUUCUGGUGAUGAAAUUUACGGUAAUUUAAAUGCACCAAAAGCAAUUUUGUAUUCUGCUGUAUUAUACGUUUUAAGGUCUCUUAUUAGUAGUGAUAUUCCAUUGAAUAAUGGUUGUUUGAGACCAAUUAAAUUUAUUACAAGAGAAGGCUCGGUUGUGAAUCCUUCCUAUGAAGCUGCGGUUGUUGGUGGUAAUGUCGAAACAACCCAAAGAAUAGUUGAUGUCAUGUUGAAAGCAUUUGAAGCUGCUGCCGCUUCUCAAGGGACCUGUAACAACUUCACCUUUGGGAUAAAUGAUAAAGAAAACAGCAUUUCCUUUGGAUACUAUGAAACUAUAUGUGGUGGGUCUGGUGCAGGUCCAACCUGGGAUGGCCAAAGCGUUGUUCAAUGUCAUACUACAAAUACUAGAAUCACUGAUACUGAAAUAUUUGAAAAACGUUAUCCUGUCAUUUUACAUGAAUACUCCAUUAGAAAAGGGUCUGGUGGUGACGGUUUUCAUAAAGGUGGGGAUGGUGUUAUUCGUGAUAUUGAAUUCACUUAUCCUUCUUUAGAAGUAUCUUGUUUAAUGGAAAGAAGAUCAUUACCUCCGUUUGGUUUAUUAGGAGGUGAAUCGGGUUCAAGAGGUCAAAAUUUCUGGUAUAAAAAGUCAACCACAGAACCAGAGAAGUAUACAAGAAAGUUCCUCGGGGGCAAGACUACAGUGAAGAUCAAUAAAGGUGACCAUAUUAUCAUCAUGACUCCAGGUGGAGGUGGAUAUGGACCCAAGACACUUGUAGAUCAAGUUGAAAAUUCCAAGGCAGAUAUCAAUUACCCAAUCACUAGUAGUCAGCCUAGUAUCUUGACUGGAUCUGCCGCUAUGAGAAAUAUCAUACAAGAAACCAAUUAAUCAUAUAUAUAGGCUUUUGAAUAAUAUUUACCUUAAAAUAUUAGUAGUCGAAUUAAAGAA
Hyphopichia burtonii NRRL Y-1933 is the source of this 4080-nucleotide messenger RNA. It is a transcript of the gene HYU1, whose product is annotated as 5-oxoprolinase. Gene Ontology annotation, cellular component: cytosol. Lineage: Eukaryota; Fungi; Ascomycota; Pichiomycetes; Serinales; Debaryomycetaceae. The coding region runs from base 25 to 4020 and encodes 1331 amino acids. The record is from RefSeq and is a predicted model, not a curated record. Gene Ontology annotation, biological process: glutathione metabolic process. The transcript has a single exon. Gene Ontology annotation, molecular function: 5-oxoprolinase (ATP-hydrolyzing) activity.